Molecule: messenger RNA, 3243 nt
Organism: Siniperca chuatsi (mandarin fish)
Lineage: Eukaryota; Metazoa; Chordata; Actinopteri; Centrarchiformes; Sinipercidae
Gene: hbs1l
Product: HBS1-like translational GTPase
Exons: 5
Coding region: 148-2202 (684 amino acids)
Biological process (GO): translation
Molecular function (GO): GTP binding; GTPase activity
Source: RefSeq, a predicted model, not a curated record
AAUCAAAUCUGACCUGCCUACUGCUGUAAUUUCACACAGCAGCAGCAGCAGCAAUGGCAGCCGGGCAGUAACAUUAAGACACAUGUCACAACAGUCUGUGAGCCGGAAAGCAUUUGCGCUGGUGCCGAGAGAAGACACAUAUGCAAAAUGUCUCGGCACAGAAAUGUUCGAGGUUACAACUACGAUGAAGACUUUGACGAUGAUGACAUGUAUGGACAGUCUGUGGAUGAUGACUACUGCUGUAUAUCACCGGCAACAGCGAAUCAGUUCAUCUACUCACGUCAAGAGAGGCAAGUACCAAAGGAGGAGCCUUUAGGAGAGGGAGAAUAUGAAGAUGAGGAUGUACCCAUGUCCCCUACUAUCAGCCACAACCUCGACCCUCUUGAUCAAGCCAAGCUGUAUUCCUGUCUGGACCAUAUGCGGACUGUGCUGGGAGAUGCAGUGCCAGACUCGGUCCUGACCCAGGCAGCCAUAAAAUGUGGGUUCGACCCACAGAGGGCACUGGAUGCAGUCUUGUCUGAAGACACUAAGACAGCCCCAGUGACCAGAAGUACCAGUGAAAAGACUGCUUCGGUAGCAGGAGUUAACCAGGAGAAAGCCCCACUUCCACAAAGAGCCAAACAAGAGGCUGUGGCUGAGAAAGGAGCCUGCUUGUCUGCUUCUCACACAGACAUUACAUCCAAGGCACAUAAACCCCAGACUGAUGGGUGCAAACACACACAACCACGUGUGCAAGCAAAUGUACCAAACUUGCGUGACCUCGUAUCGCAACAUCAGGCUGACCCAGUGGUUAGCAGCUCUGAAAAUCAAAAUUUUAUCCCGCAAAACGUUGGUCCUGGUGUCAGUGGUACCAGUCUGGCACAGCUCAUGUCUGAGCAUGAGCAGAAGGCGUCAGGAGUAGUUGACACAGGGCGAGGUUUGGGUGUUUCCUCAUUAAGUGUUCUCACCAUGGGACCUAAUUCACCUUCGUCCAUUAUGUCUAAUCAGAAUAGUCUUUCAUUGGGCACAUUGGCAUCUUUAAACCUGUCUUUAGCAUCUCACAGCUCAGCUCCCUCCCUGCUUUCAGUUUCUCUCAGUAGUCUGUCUCUAAACAACCCCAAGAUAACAACUGCAAGCUCAUCUCUGGCUGCUCCUCCUGGGUUUGGGAGUCUCAGUUCUGUCCUCCAGAGCAAUCCGCACUCAGUGGGAGUUGGAACUAGAGGAAAAGCCACAAUGGCUGAUCCUAAGGGAAGCCCAUCAUUGGCCGAAUUAAUCCAGGAACAUUCAAACCGCAGCCCAACAACUAUCAGUAACUGCUUCCCUACUUCCCAAAGCAGCAUAACCUCUAUGAAGUGUCAGGGGAUGGCUGCACAAACGUUCUCGCUGUCUGAGCUCGCUUCACAGCACCAAAACAGGAAUACACACAUUCAAUCGCAAUCACAGAGCACUGAACGACCAGCAAACACAAUCCCCUUUUCUAAACCAGCCAACAUUAUUACUGCAUGUUUAGGGACUGGGGCUGUCUCAUUGUCUCAGCUAGCCCUGCAGCAUCAAAACAACAGUUCCUUAGCUUCCCCUCAACCCAUCAGCACUGAAUCUCCAGCAAAUGCACUGAAACAACCACCUGGCAUCUCUGAGCUGCUCUCUUUGUCACAUUUGGCAUCUGAACACAAAAGCAAAACCUCAACCACCUCAAAUGGGUCACAUUUCUCUCUCACCUCUCCCCUUUCACCAGCAAAACCAGAGAGGGCUGGUGUGUUGGCAGAAAGUACUUUAGAGGGUGGGGCCAAGCGUGAACUCAACCACAAACAAUACCACCAAAAUUCCAGGCUUCCGAAGCCGAGGCAGACUAUUGAUUUGAGUGCACUCAUGGCCCAGUCAGAUGGAGCAGGCCCUCGUCACUUCGUCAAUGACCUCCCUUCACCGUCUUCUCCAACUCCAGUUACCUCGGGGCUGGAUUCUUCUGUUUUUGCGCAACCAUCAGUAUUUGCGAUUACUUUGUCGAUUCAGAGCCACAGACAACAGAAGAGGAUGAGGAAUGUAUUUAAGGGGAAAAUAAGAGGUCAGAGGGCAGGAAGUGGUUACCAGACCUUCCUCUGUAAAUCGCAGGACAAAUUCAAAGAGCAGCAAACUCCACUCUCGCCAAUUGUACCAUUCCGCUUCGACACUCCUUCACCUGACGACAUCGUCCGUGCUAAUCAGCGAAAAGCUUUCACCAGGUAGACGAGGAAAUAAAAAGCACUUAAUUCAGUUCCGUCCAGGUUGGUGCCUGGAGUCAAAGAGAUGCAGCAGGGUCAUCAGUCCUUAUGAACCAUUUUAACUGUGUCCCACAGUCAGUCAUGUGGAGUAAAGAAACUUUUGGGACCAACAGCACGAUAGAAUGACACUCGCUGCUGAUCGCUGCUUAAAAAAACUCUGCUAGAAACAGUAUUUCUACAGGAUUUAUGUAUUGCUUUAUUUUAUAGAGGCAAGAAAACAAGUCUUACGUUGCUACUACAUACAGGUCAAACAGGAUCAAAAAUGAACUACUCUGGCAGCUUAAAUAAUCGCAGCUAUGUAAACUUUCAAAGAACUAUCAGUAUUUUAAGAACUUUUAAACUUUUUUCUCAUUUGCUGUAGUUAACAUUUUUUCUACAUUUUAAAUUUGAGUCUUAUUCUUGUAUGCUAAGAUGGCCAUUGGCUUUUUAAUUGACCUUUUUGUAUGAAAGUGAAGUAGUUUAAUCUUAGCCAGGGAAAAUUCAAAGUCUAUCUCUUUUUGCAUGGCCUCUUUUCUAGUUUUGAUCUGCAUGAACCCUCAAAAGAGAAAAAGAGGUUGAUUUUGUUUGCAGGUGCGCUGCAGCUAUUGGAAUAUGGAUCAGUUAACCAUUGUACUGGUUUACUGCUGCCUGUGUUUGAGAUCCUGGGGUAGACAUUUUGGUUUAGAAGACACCUGGAGAUUUUCCCAUGAGGGAAUAAGAACACACACACAUGCACGUGCAUACAGACAGACAUGCACACACACACAGACAAGUGAACACUUUUUUAAUGUUUAAUUUGGAAGAAAAGAGUUUAUUAUGAAUGCCAGCGCUGUGAAUAAAGAGCGUACAGAAUGAGUCAAAAUGAAUGUCAUCAGACCUGAGGUAAAAGGGCUUUUCUUGCUCUUGCAAGGUUUUAAUAUUACGAUGUACAAAUGGGUUUGAUUUACACUGGGUGUGUCAUCACACUCUGCUACAGAUUUAAUUUGUCAAUUUCUAAAUAAAGAUGACUGAGUUUAUUUACCCUGAA